This is a messenger RNA of Pieris macdunnoughi, 873 nucleotides long. NCBI's taxonomy places the organism in Eukaryota, Metazoa, Arthropoda, Insecta, Lepidoptera, Pieridae. The record is from the annotation of a GenBank genome assembly.
AUGGAUUGGAUAAUAUCUGAUGAGUUAGGUCUCACUGUGGGACACCUUGUGGGUUGGGGAGCAGCGGGGGCUAUGAUAAUUGGAGGCAUUGCACCAUACAUACCGCAAUAUAGACAAAUAAAAAAGACACAAGAUGCAGAAGGAUUUUCAUUGUAUGUUUGUUUAACACUUCUAAUAGCUAAUACUUUGAGGAUUCUAUUCUGGUUUGGAAAACGAUAUGAAAUACCACUUUUAUUACAAAGUAUUGUAAUGAAUGUUACAAUGUUUAUUAUGAUUCAUCUAUGUGUAAAUGUGCGCAAGAAAAACCAGAUCAUUCGAGCUCGUGAGAGAAUAUUUACAGGCACAAUAUUCAUGUUAUAUAUACUAUUGUGUUGUAUAAAUGGGUCAGCUCAACCUGAUGAAACAGCCCGAUGGUUAGGGCAGCAGAGUGGUGUCACAGGAGGUGAGAAGCCCCGUCGCUUCUAUGAUAUGGAUCGAAAAUACUUCUGGGCAUGGACUGACUUUCAGAGUUAUGUAGACUGUAUGCUAGUAUUCUCAGUAUUAGGGGCAGCUAUAACUUAUUUAUUAAUCGAAGUUUCACCAUUUGUAGAAUUUAUUGGCUUCCUAGCUGUAUUUACAGAAGCAAUGCUUGGUGCACCACAAAUUAUCAAAAAUCACCAAAACAAAAGCACCGAGGGAAUGAGUGUGAGUAUGGUAAUAAUGUGGACCUGUGGUGAUGUAUUCAAGACGGCUUACUAUGUGAUAAGAGAAGCGCCAACACAAUUCUGGGUGUGCGGCAGCCUUCAAGUUACCUUGGAUAUUGUAAUAUUAUUGCAAGUGUGGUGGUUUCGACAUAAUACAGCAGCGGCUCGCCGCUUGCGUCGCGGGGACUAG